ACCCGCACGCCAGCCUUUCAAUUGUACAACUUCAAGAACAUAAGUCAUUAAAUCAAUCAUUCCAUCAAUCAAUCAAUCAAUCAAUACACAUAGAAAUAUUCUUUGCUUUUCUAUUUCAGUAUUUUGCGAUUUUGACGGAUUUUUUUGCGGAAGGAAUCUAAUUUCGGCGGAAUCGACUAGCAAGACCAGCAGGUUGAGGCUGCAGGAUCUGCGAGGCUGACUCAGCCCAGGAAGCUACACGACAGGCCUUACACGUGUUUUCACCAUUUUUACCAACUUCCCCCCACAAACGAACUUUAGCAUGAUGUCGUAUCUCAAGCAACCGCCCUACACGGUCAAUGGGCUGAGUUUAACAGCGUCGGGAAUGGAUCUGCUACACCCGUCCGUGGGGUACCCAGCGACUCCUCGGAAGCAGCGGCGAGAGAGGACCACUUUCACCCGAGCGCAGCUCGACGUGCUGGAAUCCCUGUUCGCCAAGACCCGGUACCCCGAUAUAUUCAUGCGGGAGGAGGUGGCUCUGAAAAUCAACCUGCCCGAGUCUCGAGUCCAGGUUUGGUUCAAGAACCGGAGGGCAAAGUGUCGCCAGCAGCAGCAGCAGCAGCAGAACGGAGGCCAGAGCAAAGUGCGUCCAGCCAAGAAGAAGAGCUCUCCCUCAAGAGAGGCCAGCUCCGAGAGCGGGGCCAGCGGCCAAUUCACACCGCCGGCCAGCACCUCCACCCCGGCCAUCCCCAGCAGCAGCGCUCCUGCGUCCAUCUGGAGCCCGGCGUCCAUCUCCCCACUGUCUGACCCGCUCUCCACAUCCUCGUCCUGCAUGCAGAGGUCAUACCCUAUGACCUACACCCAGGCGUCGGGGUACAGCCAGGGCUACGCCGGCUCCACGUCCUACUUCGGAGGGAUGGACUGCGGGUCCUACCUCACCCCGAUGCACCACCAGCUCUCCGGGCCAGGCUCUGCACUGAGCCCAAUGAGCAGCAACGCUGUGAGUAGUCACCUCAACCAGCCCCCCGCCUCCCUCUCUGCUCAGGGCUACGGGGCCUCGGGGCUCGGCUUCAACCCCACCUCUGAAUGCUUGGAUUAUAAGGACCAGGCAGCUUCCUGGAAACUGAACUUCAACUCUGAUUGCUUGGAUUACAAAGAUCAAGCUUCGUCGUGGAAAUUCCAGGUUCUGUGAACCAACCAACCAGCCAACCAACCAACACAAAAACAAACAGACAAGACAUAAGAAAUGAGUAAUUAUAAUGAACAGACUGAACAUUCUGAGCUGGACUCACAGGAUUUGCUUUGCAGAGGGGAGGGGGUGGGCUGUCUGGGUUAGCAGAGUUUGUGAGACUCCCCCAUUUACCACUGCAUACUCCUAAUCCCUUUUUUGUUAUCACUUUGGAAAAGGGGCCAUUUAAGAUCCAGCACUAUCCAAUAAACUUUUUAUUCUAGUUCUCAUCCUUCUUCUUCUUCUUCUUCUUCUUCCUCUUCUUCGUCUUCUUCUUCUU
Messenger RNA from Polyodon spathula (Mississippi paddlefish), 1487 nucleotides. RefSeq names its product orthodenticle homeobox 2b (gene otx2b). Lineage: Eukaryota; Metazoa; Chordata; Actinopteri; Acipenseriformes; Polyodontidae. Gene Ontology annotation, biological process: regulation of transcription by RNA polymerase II; multicellular organism development. Bases 302 to 1171 code for a protein of 289 amino acids. Gene Ontology annotation, molecular function: DNA-binding transcription factor activity, RNA polymerase II-specific; RNA polymerase II cis-regulatory region sequence-specific DNA binding. Gene Ontology annotation, cellular component: nucleus. The record is from RefSeq and is a predicted model, not a curated record. The transcript is spliced from 4 exons.